Fomitiporia mediterranea MF3/22 is the source of this 796-nucleotide messenger RNA. RefSeq names its product alpha/beta-hydrolase. The record is from RefSeq and is a predicted model, not a curated record. The transcript has 8 exons. Gene Ontology annotation, molecular function: hydrolase activity. Bases 1 to 750 code for a protein of 249 amino acids. Lineage: Eukaryota; Fungi; Basidiomycota; Agaricomycetes; Hymenochaetales; Hymenochaetaceae.
AUGGCGGACAAAGUACUUGCAGGCGAGCCAGGAGACGAUUGCUGUCGCGGUGUACGACAUUUCGGCGAGCCGAAGGGCAAGAUCGAGAAAAUUGCGGGUGUUGAUACAUAUAUUACAGCUCCGCCGCAAGGAACGAGAUCAAAGGGCGUGAUAUUGUUCUACGCGGAUGUUUGGGGACCAGUAUUUAUCAAUAACAAACUCAUUCAGGACUAUUUCGCGACUCAAGGGUACGAUGUCGUUGGUAUCGACUACUUCUUUGGUGACCCCGUUUACAUCCACGAUGGCGAGCAAGGCUUCGACAGACCCGCAUGGAUGGCAAAGAGCAAAGCCCAGGCAGCUGAAAACGAGCCAAAAUGGUUCCAGGUUAUCAAAGAGAGAUAUGGCCAAGGAACGAAAUACUUCGCCGUCGGUUACUGUUUCGGGGCACCCUAUGUCCUCGAAGCAGGGUCAACUGGGAAGACAGUCGCAGGCGCGAUUGCUCACCCAGCAUUCCUGAACGAGAAACACUUCUUCGAUGUAACCGCACCACUUAUGUUAUCAUGCUCUGAAAUCGACCAUACAUUCCCAACGGACUUGCGCCGUCGUGCUGAAGAUAUCCUCGUUGAGAGGAAGCACGAUUACCACUUCCAAGUUUUUGGCGGUGUGUCUCACGGCUUCGCAGUUCGUGGAGACCCGAAUAACAGCAAAGAGAGAUUCGCUAAGGAGGAGAGUGCGAGGGGUAUUAUUGCUUGGUUUGAUCGUUUCGCGUAGUAUUGUUCAUGAAGGGUAAGGUGAUAGAUAUGAUUGAAGGAGUUUG